AUUCACUAUUCUCCUCUGUAUUCUCCUCUUGUGACCUUGUUUCCUCUCUGUCUCCCUCCGUCCUGUUCGCGUUCGCCGCUUGCUGUCACAAUGGGGAGAUUCGGCCUCAAGAAAUCCGACGGAGAUGACGAUGGCAACAGACGGGCCCUCUUUGGCUCGAGAUCGAAGAACAAGAGUCCGCAGCCUCCUGCCAACCCCUACGCUCAGCCGAUUCCUAUCGACGCCUACACAAAGGCCAAGGUCUUGGCUGGAGCGGCUCCUGUGCCCGAGAACUUCAACGGUCCUCCUCCCCCUGGUGGCCCUGGUGGCCCGGUGAACGAGAAGGCAGGCCCCGUACCAAACCAGCAAGGUGGAUAUGCACCCAAUCGCUUUGGUGCCCAGAGCGGAUAUGGAGGCGAUCGAUUCGGCGGCGGUGGUGGUGGUGGUGGUUCCGGCUCCCGAUACGGCCCUGGUGGUUACGGAGGACUAGGAGGCGAUCCGAAUGAUCCUAGCGAUGGAAACAGAGAUGCGCUCUUUGGAGAUGCGUCAGCGAGAGCGCAGAGACUGCCAAGCGGUGCGCCUCCGCCAUAUAGUCAGGCCGGGAAUGGCGGUGUUGGCGGUGCUGGCGGUGUUGGCGGCGGAGAUUACGACACCAGCACCUAUCAGGAGCGACAUCUGACGGCGGAGGAGGAAGAAGAGGAGGAGAUUCAGACUAUCAAGCAGGAGAUGCGCUUCGUCAAGCAGGGUGAUGUGGCUUCGACACGAAACGCCCUCCGCGUUGCCGCCAUGGCCGAGGAGACUGGACGGGCCACUCUGGCUCGUUUGGGUGCUCAAGGUGAACGGAUCCACGACACGGAGAAGAACUUGGAUGUUGCGGCCAGUCAGAACCGUAUUGCAGAGGAGAAGGCUCGAGAGCUGAAGACGCUCAACGGGAGCAUGUUCGCCGUCCACGUCUCGAAUCCGUUCACCAAGAACGCCCGGCGCCGCGAGCGGGACGAGAAGAUUCUGAGCACACACCGAGCGGAACGUGCAACGCGCGAGGGCACUCGACAAGAGGCUUUCCGCACGAACCAGCGUAUGGAGCGCACAUUCCGAGAGAUUGAGCGAGAGGCCGUCAAGCCAUCAGUCGGGGGCAAAAAGAACAUGACCGAGCGGGCCAAAUACCAGUUCGAGGCCGACAGCGAGGACGAGGCAAUGGAAGAUGAGAUUGACCAGAACUUGGACCUCCUUGCGGGGGCUGCUGGCCGCUUGAACGGACUCGCCCGUGCCACUGGUCGGGAACUGGAGGAGCAGAACAACCACUUGGACCGUAUUACGGGCAAGAGCGAUUACGUCGACGAUCAAAUCGCCAUGAACCGCUCCAGACUGGAUCGGAUCCGCUAGAUGUCACUAUCGUACAUAUGAUACCACAUUCAGGGGUCAACGCAUGCCCAUACGACAUGCUCAUACACCCUUCACCGCGGCGUUGUUGGCGUUCUAUUUCACUGUAUUUUAAUAGGAUACGACUGUGCAGCUGCAGUAGCCUUGGUAAUUUACUACCACGCGGGCGCCAGGUUGAGUGAGCGCCAGGUUGAGUGAGCAGCCAGGU
This is a messenger RNA of Paecilomyces variotii, 1567 nucleotides long. Its product is annotated as putative plasma membrane snare protein. Gene Ontology annotation, biological process: exocytosis; vesicle fusion. Gene Ontology annotation, molecular function: syntaxin binding; SNAP receptor activity. The record is from RefSeq and is a predicted model, not a curated record. The transcript has 2 exons. Gene Ontology annotation, cellular component: SNARE complex; plasma membrane. Lineage: Eukaryota; Fungi; Ascomycota; Eurotiomycetes; Eurotiales; Thermoascaceae. Bases 91 to 1362 code for a protein of 423 amino acids.